CUCUUUAAUCUCCUUCUUGCACUCUUUCUCCCUUCAUCCUUCACUGUUCUGUGUCCACCACCUCUCCAACUUCACCAGCUGUGCCACCCAGCAAUAAUGCAACUCGCCUCUCUCCUCGCAUCCGCCCUCACCAUCGCUGCCGCAGUGGCCCAAGGCUCUCACACGGAGUGGAAGCCCCCAGGCCACGAUGACUUCCGCGGCCCCUGUCCCAUGAUGAACACUCUGGCGAACCACGCCUUCCUCCCCCACGACGGCCGCAACAUCACCAAGGCCAAUGCCGUGCACGCCCUCUCCUCGGCGCUGAACUUCAACGAGUCGCUUGCCGCAUUCAUGUGGGAGCAGGCUGUGUUUAUUAAUCCGGAGCCGAAUGCGACUUACUUCACUCUCGACAUGCUCAACAAACACAACGUCCUCGAGCAUGACGCCAGUCUCAGCCGCGCCGACGCCUACUUCGGCAACAACCAUCGCUUCAACAAGACCGUCUUUGACUGGACGAAGCAGUUCUGGACCGCGCCGACGCUGACGGCGCAGAUGCUCGCGAACAGCAAGCUUGCGCGGCAGGUGUUUUCGCGCGCCUUCAACCCCACGUACUCUUUCACGGAGAGCAACGAGCAGUUCAGCGUCGGCGAGGUCAGCGCGCCAAUUGUUGCUUACGGUGAUCUCCAUGCUUUUACUGUUGACCGUGAUUUUGUCGAGUACUGGAUUGAGAACGAACGGUUCCCCACAGAGCUGGGUUGGAAGGUGCGCGAUGAGGUUGUGGGUAUUAUGGAUAUUUUGAGGCUGUCCAAGGCGAUUACGGAUGCUGGCAACUUGAUUACGGGCGAGAAGGCUGGCAAUGGCAGUAGUAAGUCCGCGGCGAUGGCUGUGAUGCAGCGGAGGGAUCUGCACUCUGGGUUUGGUGCUGGGUUUUAGUUCUUCAUUGCGGUGAUAGCUCCCUGCCUGCGUCCUUGCAGCAAUGGCAAAUAACACCAC
Messenger RNA from Aplosporella prunicola CBS 121167, 972 nucleotides. RefSeq lists its product as uncharacterized. NCBI's taxonomy places the organism in Eukaryota, Fungi, Ascomycota, Dothideomycetes, Botryosphaeriales, Aplosporellaceae. The transcript has 4 exons. The coding region runs from base 97 to 912 and encodes 271 amino acids. The record is from RefSeq and is a predicted model, not a curated record. Gene Ontology annotation, molecular function: peroxidase activity.